Messenger RNA from Wyeomyia smithii (pitcher-plant mosquito), 703 nucleotides. RefSeq names its product 60S ribosomal protein L17 (gene RpL17). The transcript is spliced from 3 exons. NCBI's taxonomy places the organism in Eukaryota, Metazoa, Arthropoda, Insecta, Diptera, Culicidae. The coding region runs from base 70 to 630 and encodes 186 amino acids. Gene Ontology annotation, cellular component: cytosolic large ribosomal subunit; ribosome. The record is from RefSeq and is a predicted model, not a curated record. Gene Ontology annotation, biological process: cytoplasmic translation. Gene Ontology annotation, molecular function: structural constituent of ribosome.
GAAAGCUCUCUUUCCGGCAUCUUGUAAGGUUAGUGACGGAACGCAUUGAUUGUGCCGUUACAAUUCAAGAUGGGUCGUUACGCUAAGGAACCAGAUAAUCCCGCAAAGUCGUGUAAGGCUCGCGGAUCAAACCUUCGUGUGCAUUUCAAGAACACUCGCGAAACGGCACUAGCGAUCAAACGUAUGCCUCUGCGUCGUGCCCAGAAGUUUCUCAAGAACGUCUGCGAGAAGAAGGAGUGCGUUCCGUUCCGUCGCUUCAACGGUGGAGUAGGUCGAUGUGCCCAGGCCAAACACUGGAACACGUCGGUCGGUCGUUGGCCGAAAAAAUCCGCCGAAUUCCUGUUGCAGCUGCUUAAGAAUGCUGAGGCAAACGCUGACUACCGAGGGCUGGAUGUGGACCGGCUGGUCGUUGACCACAUUCAGGUGAAUCGAGCACCCUGCUUACGUCGUCGUACGUAUCGUGCUCACGGUCGUAUCAAUCCCUACAUGUCGUCGCCUUGCCACAUCGAACUGACACUUACCGAGAAGGAAGAUGUCGUGGCAAAGAGCGCCGAGGCUGAGCCAGCCAAGAAAAAGCUUUCCAAGAAGAAGCUCCAAAGGCAAAAGGAGAAGAUGAUGCGAAACGAGUAGUUUAUUGCUUAAGUUGACGGGAAGUGUUAAUGGAAAAUCGAGAAUAUAAAUUCAACGGGCGUAUGAAAAGUAA